ACGAGUUGGCGCUCAUUCCGCUGCCGUGCUGGAGCCGAGGUUGCAAACGAGGCCCAAGAUGACUUGCCAAUGUUCCAAUUACUCAAGAGGGAGGCAGCAGAAAAAUCUGGACCGUCUAAUUGCGUACGGAAAUGGUUAUUGUCAAUUAACCUCAUUCAUCUUAGCAGCCUUCCCAACAAGACAAUGCCACAUUGAAUGCAGAAAAAACAUCAGGGGGGACAACACCUUAUGCACAGCCCUCGAAAACUCUCCCCAAAACAGCACCAGAGCCUGCGAAUGGGUCUCUAUAAGUGAUGAAUGCCGCUUCCUGAUCCGCGAGCCAGAGGUGGAUCCUGGGCAGCCGCCACGGAGGAGGGCUCAACAAAAUAUGCAGAAGAAAAGGGGGAGCUCACUGCAUACUGAGUCGAUUCUGUGUGGAGUCGUCUGGAGAGCCACACGGCAUACAAGACAAGUGACGUCACUUCCGUGCGUUGCAGGAGUCGAUUCUGUGUGGAGUCGUCUGAAGAGCCGCGUGGAAUACGAGACUCUGCCAAAAAAUAUUAAAGUGGUGUCACUACCGUGCGUUGCAGGAGUAGAUUCUGUGUGGAGUCGUCUGGAGAACCGCGCAGCAGUUACGCACUCUGUUUUAACAGUAAAGCUGUUUAAGCUAUCCGUAACUCCGUUAGUCGUCCGCAAAAAAACUGCGCCGAGCUAUGACGUCACCUCGCGUUGCCUAGUAACCGCCGGCGCAGGUGCGUGCUCGCUUCGCCUGACACACGGCUCCGCCGAGCUACCGCCAGCUGCGCGCUACUGCGCAUGCACUGUGACGUCAUCCUGGCGCGUCUGCGCUCCCAGCCCGUGCACUGUGCAUAGCUUGUGCCCCACUUCCCCUGCGACUUCGCCACCACCUGCGCACUACUGCGCAUGCGCCACGAGUCAGACGUGACGUCACGGCCAACUGUGCAUGCGCUCCUUUGUUCCGUAUGAAAGCCGGUGCGCCGGGGCGGCGCGCCAGACGCAGACAUGGGGAGACGAAAGAAGGUUCGCACUACCGAGGAAGAAGCCGCUUACCAAGAAUCGCGGCGCGCUGCUAAGCGAGACUGCCAGCGUCAACGCCGAUUGGACCCAGCAUAGUUAGCUGAAGAACCGCUGCAAAACGACGACGGCGAGCCGGAGACCCCGAGUACGUCCAGCGAGAGAAUGCUAUAGAGAACGGGAGAAAAAGCGUCGGCUCCGAGAACAUCCCGACGUGAGAGAAGCCGAGAACGAACGAUACCGAUGAGCUCCGCUGUUUCUUUAGCCUUGCGCCAAUAGUGCAAGCUAUCCCGAUUUUUUUUUUCAUAAAGAGCACUUUCGAAUUUUCGAACAAAGAGAGCCAGGUAAGGAAUUCCAUACCUCUAUAGUGCGGGGAAAGAAGCUGUACUUGCAAGUAUUUGUACGCGCAUAGGAAGGGGAAAGACUAAGCUCGUGGAUGUUAGGUGUAGAUGAAGACUUGGCGAAAGAUAUGCAAACUGUGUUCGAAG
This is a messenger RNA of Dermacentor silvarum, 1502 nucleotides long. RefSeq lists its product as uncharacterized. The record is from RefSeq and is a predicted model, not a curated record. The transcript is spliced from 4 exons. Lineage: Eukaryota; Metazoa; Arthropoda; Arachnida; Ixodida; Ixodidae. The coding region runs from base 59 to 925 and encodes 288 amino acids.